AUUUUUUCACAAAAACACGUGAAGGUGGCAAAUUGGCAAAUAUGAAGUAGAGUCAAAGAUAUUAUACGAGUAGAGUACAUCAGAAUGGUGUUUUUCAGUUUGUUUAGAAUUGAAAGAGGAUGGAUCGAUUUAAAAAAAACAAGAAUGACAAAGCUAUACAUUAUUCCGUUUUUAUAUGGCAAGAAAAUCUCCGUCAAACUUUCGACAGCGUCAAGCUUCACAGCUGUCAAAUCAGUGACAGAAGCCGAUUCUGCGCGAAACAUCGGCGUAUAUAUUUUAAAUAUAUUUAUAAAUUGUAUAUGAAAAACUAUAAUGCAGGUAAAAUGCCGCAUUGCGAUGCACGCUGUAACAAACACGCAAUGUUUCUAAUACAAACUCGACGCUAAUUAAUUAUAAAUCAAACACAUGUUCAAUCGAUAAACAAACUACAACUUUUUAAAACAUUUUUUUAAAUCUAAAAUUAGUGCUUCGGUAUUUAGGUUAAAGUGUCUAGACCGGGAAUAUUGUGUACUCGACGUUUGUGUACUUAUAUAUUUUUAAAUACAAGCUAUGGCGGUGCAGAAUAAAGUUUUAUACGCUUUUCGAGGUUGGAUAGCAUUUGUCGCAUUUAUGGAUUUAGGAACCGCAGGCCGGUCCUAUAUAGAAAGGAGGUCGUUUCUAAGCAACAACGGCGAUGACCAUUUAGAUGGUGACUUCACGAUAUCCCGGAUGCUGGGCAUGUACUCCGUACUCAAAGCCCUAGCUCUCAUACAUUGUACACUCUAUAUACAUUAUAGACCAGUGGUGUCUAUGGGCUACUGGUCUCUGACCCUGACCAUUAUAUUAUACUUCACCGAAGCAUUUUACUUUCACUCAACUGAUCUUAACUUCUAUGUGGUAUUCCCUUGUGUUUUAAAUAUAAUCACUCUACUAGGUCUAAUAUACCUGCCGACCAAAUUAAAAUUGUUUGGACAAAUCCCUGGCGUGUCCGGUAUGGAUCGCGAGAUAGACGACGAGAAUACUCAGAUCCUGAGACAGAUGGGCAACUUCCGAAGACGGAAGACUGGCAACAAUGUCAAAAAUAAACAUGUCUGAUGUUGCCAGACGAAAAAAUGGAUGGAUGACGUGUUGUGUAAAAGGUAUUUGAGGUUAAGUUAGCUUUAGUUGUCUUUUUUAUUUAAUAAUAAUGUUUUUGUUAUAAUUUGUGAAAUAACUGUAUCACUAAAAUAUA
Molecule: messenger RNA, 1210 nt
Organism: Trichoplusia ni (cabbage looper)
Lineage: Eukaryota; Metazoa; Arthropoda; Insecta; Lepidoptera; Noctuidae
Exons: 4
Coding region: 550-1074 (174 amino acids)
Cellular component (GO): membrane; endoplasmic reticulum
Molecular function (GO): protein-macromolecule adaptor activity
Source: RefSeq, a predicted model, not a curated record